GUCCAACCUCCCGGAACAAUUGCUCUGACAAGGUUCUCAACUUGCAUAUCUGUAGGAUCAUUCACGCCUGAUUCCAAUUGUCCUUGUCACUACGCCUUUCGUAAUUUAAUCCACCAUGGCCGAAGCACAACUCCAGGACUUCUCGUCCCUCUUUUCCCUCGACGGCAAGGUCGCCGUGGUGACAGGCGGUUCCCGCGGUCUGGGCCUCAGCGCCGCUUCUGCCCUCCUCCAAGCAGGUGCUUCUACGGUCUUCAUAUCCUCCCGCAAAGCAAAAGCCUGCGAGACCGCCUGCGCAGCCCUGAACGCGCAGCCGAACCUCCGCCCCGGGGCGCGCGCCAUCCCCGUGCCCGCAGACUGUGCCACGCUCGAGGGCGUGAAGCAGCUGGUGGCGGGCGUGUCGGCGCACGGCGCGGACCACGUCGACAUCCUGCUCGCCAACGCGGGCGCCACGUGGGGCGAGGCCUUCGACACCCACCCGGACGGCGCCUUCGCCAAGGUCAUGGACCUCAACGUGCGCGGCGUCUUCAACCUGAUCCGCGAGUUCGCGCCGCUGCUGCAGAAGCGCGCCAGUGCCGAGGACCCCAGCAGGGUCGUCAUCACCUCCAGCGUCGCCGGCUUGGGCAUCGGUACCCUCGGCAAGCAGGCCACCUUCGGGUACAGCGCGAGCAAAGCCGCCGUGCUUCACCUGGGGAGGAACCUGGCCGUGGAGCUGGGCCCCAGGGGGAUUACGGUCAAUAGCAUCUGCCCCGGGUUCUUCCCGAGCAAGAUGUCCAAUGGGCUGUUGGCCAUGGCCGGGGGCGUGGAGAAGCUCGCGAAGGCGAAUCCGAUGAGACGGCUGGGGCGGUCGGAGGAUAUUGCCGGGGCCGUGGUUUACUUGACGAGCAGGGCCGGUGCACAUGUGAACGGGGCGGCGAUUGAGAUUGAUGGCGGAGCGAUGUGGCAGAGGGGCCAGCUGGAUGUUAGUAAGUUGUAAUACAAGAGGGGAAAUCAGAACGCUCCGGUGGAUGGUGCAAGAGGGGGCAGUGGUGCCA
Messenger RNA from Chaetomium strumarium, 1031 nucleotides. RefSeq lists its product as uncharacterized. The record is from RefSeq and is a predicted model, not a curated record. Gene Ontology annotation, molecular function: oxidoreductase activity. The transcript is spliced from 3 exons. The coding region runs from base 116 to 973 and encodes 285 amino acids. NCBI's taxonomy places the organism in Eukaryota, Fungi, Ascomycota, Sordariomycetes, Sordariales, Chaetomiaceae.